AUAAAAAACAGCUGGGAGAGGAAGAAUUGUUAUUCCUCCUAUGCAUGUUCUCCAUGUUGUUCAGUGUUGAUUGUGAUUGUAGCCGGCCACUUCUUGUGGUAGAUUUGAGCUAAGCAAAGAGUAAAUAAUCAAUAUAAGAUAUGGGUAAUCAACUGGUAGGCAUUGCUCCUUCACAGAUCUUUCCUGUGGAGCACUACCUCACAGAAUUAACAGACUAUAAAUAUGAUAUCAGUUUGGGAAGUACAAGAUUCUUAAAAGUUGCCAGAGCCGAAUCACAAGAAGGUUUGACAGUGGUUAAGGUAUUUGCAAUACAUGACCCUAGUCUACCUUUAGCUCCAUAUCAAAGUCAGCUGGAGAGAAUUCGGAAAAAAUUGGCUUCUUCACUCAACUGCCUGCCUUUUCAGAAAAUUAUUGAAACUGAUAAGGCUGGGUUAAUAAUUAGAGAAUUUGUUAAACAUAGUUUAUAUGAUAGAAUUAGCACAAGACCAUUCUUGACAAAUAUUGAGAAACGUUGGAUCACUUUUCAAGUGCUGUAUGCAUUGCAUCAGUGCCAUAAUGUUGGUGUAUGUCAUGGAGAUAUUAAGUUGGAGAACAUCACUGUGACAUCAUGGAAUUGGGUAUUGCUUGUAGACUUUGCAUCAUUCAAGCCCACUUUCCUUCCAGAGGAUAAUCCUGCUGAUUAUUCAUACUUUUUUGACACAUCUAGAAGAAGAAUUUGCUAUAUAGCACCAGAAAGGUUUAUCAAGACCUUAACACUAGAUAGCAAUGCGUUAUUUAAUGAGAGUCUCUGUGAUUCGGGAGAGCUCAAACCACCUAUGGACAUAUUUUCUGCUGGUUGUGCGCUUUUGGAGCUGUGGAACGAAGGACAUGCGCCUUUUGAGUUAUCUCAAUUAUUAGCGUACAAAACUGGUGAAUAUUCACCACAAAAGCACUUGGAUCGUUUAGAAGAUCCAGAUUUGAGAAAUCUCAUUGCUAGUAUGAUACAACGCGACCCGAAUCAGCGUUUAUCCGCUGAACUGUAUUUGGCUCAAGAGCGCGGUCGGCUGUUCCCGGAAUAUUUUUACACAUUCCUCCAGAGUUACAUGCUUAUAUUUUCUACUCGACUAAUCCUAUCGCCCGACGAGAAAAUUGCUAGGCUCAAAAACGAUAUAGGGAAUAUGUUUAAAUUUCUUAAGGCCGAUGAAGAUACCAAUGGCAAGGAUAACGAUGGACUUGUAAUAAUCGUCUCUUUGGUUACAUCUUGCAUAAGAGGCUUGCACGAUUGCACGACCAAGUUGCAGAGUUUGGAGAUUAUGCAAGAACUGGCUACACAUACCAAUGACGAGACAAUUUUGGAUAGGAUAAUUCCAUUCAUAAUGUUUUUGAUGCUGGAUGUGAACUCUCGCGUUAAAGUCGCCGCAAUAAAUACAGUAACGAAUUGCUUGAAAAUGGUUAAAAAAGUUCCACGAUCAGAUGCAAAUGUAUUUCCGGAAUACGUGCUGCCCGGUUUGGCUCCAUUAGCAAGUGAUCGUUGCUCUUACGUGCGAGCGGCGUACGCCAAAAACAUAGCAAAUCUUGCGGAGACUGCUGUUCUGUAUUUGGAGCAGACGCAAGCGGAUUGCGGCGACAAAGGCACAGCAAAUAAUUCUUUCAAUUAUGAUGUGGAAUUGCAGACGCUUCACGAGAUGUUGCAGAAGACUGUAUGUUUGCUUUUAGCAGACCCAGAGGCACAUGUCAAGCAAAUCCUGAUGGACAGUGGAAUUACCAAGCUGUGUGUUUUCUUUGGAAGGCAAAAAGCCAAUGAUAUUAUUUUGUCGCAUAUGAUCACAUUUCUGAACGACAAACAGGACAAGGAGCUGCGCGGUACUUUUUAUGAUUGCAUAGUGGGCGUUGCAGCUUUCAUAGGGUGGCAAUGUUCUUCAAUCAUAACGCCUCUUUUACUGCAGGGUUUAACAGACAGCUGCGAAUUUGUGAUUGCAAAGGCUAUAACAGCUAUGGUUUCGUUAGCAGAAUUGGGUUUGUUGAGGAAGCCGAUGAUGAUUGACGUGGUAUGCGAAUGCGCCUGCUUUUUGGUGCACCCAAAUUUAUGGAUACGGCAAGCUUUAACUGGCUUCAUCUGUGUGGCUGCCAAAGAGCUCUACAUGUUGGAUGUUUCUUGUUAUAUAAUUCCGACAAUUAAACUGUACAUGGAAUAUUCCAUUUUUCAAAUACACAGACAGGAAUUGCUUCUGGAUUCGCUGGUACCUCCUAUUCCGAGGAACGUGUACGACAACGUCGUAAAAUAUAAUGAUAUUGAAGCUCUAAUGGAAACGUUGACAAUGAGACAGAAAUCAAGGAAUUUGAUGGUUACCGGAUUCGUGGCAAGCGGCGACAUUAGUACUUCCAUUAAAAACCUGAUACGUCGUUUGGAAGCGAACGGUAUGACAACGGUGAUUGAAGAGAAACUGCUGAUGAUGAGUUCGCACCUAGAAAAGAUCAGCAAGCACCGGCUGUUGUCCGAUAACAACAACAGUGAACGAAUUGCGAUACAGGCGGAUGGCAAGAUUGAAAUCAAAUCGUUGUCGAGCAACGCACGUAGUCACGUGGUUAAUUUGAACGAUGUUCGGAGCAAGUGCGAUUUUGCUUCUGUCCAAAGUGGAAGCGAUCACAUUUCUAGGAGACAAUCGGAGAGUACAAAUUCGGGAGGGCCACCUUCCAGAUCGAGUAGGCCGCCUUCGCCGCUACCAGAGGCCAUUCGCUUCGGCAGCGAUUCCGUCCCGACAAUGAGUUUACACGAGAAAUCGUAUAUUCAAUAUCGCACUUCCAGUUGCGCUAUUGAAUUGCAAAAUCUGGUGAGGAGGCAGCAGGAUAGGUACUUCGAAGCUAUGCGCGGUAGAGAUUGGGCAGAGCAAGCAGUUUGCAAACCAGAGUUACCGCCCCCCGGUUGGCAGUUGAAAGGAUCUUUGGUGGCGCAUUUGCACGAGCAUCGUGGACCGGUGACGAAGCUGUGUCCAAUCCCGGAGACUCCUUUCUUUGCGAGCAGCUCGAUCGAUGGUACCGUUAGACUUUGGGAUUGUUCUAAGAUGGAAGGGAAGAAUAUUGCAAAUAGGUCGAAGGAAUAUUACAAGAUGCCUAAUAACUCGCCCAUUGAAAGCAUGGCGGUAUGCGAUAACGGACAGUCUUUGGCUGCGGCUACUCGCGAUGGCAACAUUAAUAUUCUAAGGGUUGAUGGAAGUAAAUUAUCUUUGUUGUCCAAUAGGACUCUGGAUGCUGCGGAAGAGAAGAGUGUCGUCGAUAUACAAUAUUUAGAUUCACAAAAUGUUCUUGUCUACGCUACUCUUUAUGGAUCUUUGGUUGCAUGGGAUUUAAGGGCACCGGGGAAUGCUUGGCGCUUGGAGAAUGGCCUUAAGAAAGGUUUGAUUUGUAGCUUCUGCUUGGAUUCCCAUAAAAGCUGGCUGACGUUGGGCACCGCGUCCGGCUACCACAUAUGUUGGGACUUGAGGUUUCAAUUGCCGAUCACAACCAUCAAACACCCAAGCUCCGCAAGGAUACGGAAGGUCGUUACACAUCCAACGGAGCCGUCCUGGAUUAUUUCAAGCGUUCAAGGAAACAACGAAAUCUCAAUGUGGAACCUCGAAACAGGCGCCAGGGAGCGUGUACUUUGGGGCAGCAGCACUCCGCCACUCUCCAAAUCACACCUGAGUAGUCAAAGUAAUCAAGCGGUGUGCGCAAUGUAUACCGGAUGCAUCGACAGGUCGGGUUUCCUUUUGGCCGGUGGUUCGGAUCAAAGAUUAAGGUUUUGGGAUCUCCAGAUUCCAUCGCAAUCUUAUAUCGCGAUUCCUUCACCGAACGAUUUUUUGGGACCUUCGAGAGUCUAUCAAAGUCGACAAGUGGACGGCACCAAUGUGGUCGUCGAAGCGUGCGAAGACCCACCCCCAUACGGCCAACCAUCCAUCAAUCUUAAACCCGACGAGAUCCCAAGGGCGGGACCUGAGCCUCCACCAACUGGACAUAGAGACAGCAUAACGGACAUAGCACUUUGCAAGACUAAGCAAUGCUUUAUGUUGACUUCAUCAAGAGAUGGUGUCAUCAAAAUUUGGAAGUGAUAUAUUUUAGUUGUACGUUUAAACUAUUUGUUAUAACUUAAUUAUAAAACAAAAUAAUAAUAAUAUUUCUCUAUAAUCAUUGUAUUUGUUACCAUUGACUUACAUUUCAAAUAUUAAAGUUUACUACAC
Messenger RNA from Nicrophorus vespilloides, 4193 nucleotides. It is a transcript of the gene Vps15, whose product is annotated as phosphoinositide 3-kinase regulatory subunit 4. NCBI's taxonomy places the organism in Eukaryota, Metazoa, Arthropoda, Insecta, Coleoptera, Silphidae. Gene Ontology annotation, molecular function: protein binding; protein serine/threonine kinase activity; ATP binding. Gene Ontology annotation, biological process: late endosome to vacuole transport; protein phosphorylation; autophagy of peroxisome. The record is from RefSeq and is a predicted model, not a curated record. The transcript has 12 exons. The coding region runs from base 141 to 4064 and encodes 1307 amino acids. Gene Ontology annotation, cellular component: late endosome; phosphatidylinositol 3-kinase complex, class III, type I; nucleus-vacuole junction.